CACUAAUAUUAGUAUUCAAAGUUGUUUCGUAGGGAGAACGAUUAUUUAUAUGACAACGGCCUUCCUAACACGACGCUCUUGAGAAUAUUCUCCUUGGCUUAUUCGCUUUGCUCCUUUAAUAAUUCCGUCAAUUAUCAUCCACUAUGUAUAGGAUGCUCUGGCUAGUUUCCUAGCAUUAAUACUACGUUGAUAUGCGUAUAAUUAAUUGCUGGAUACUCGUAGUGUUGUUCUGUCUGUCUCGAUUUGUCUAUACAGCCGACACCGUGGCAUACCAAGAACGCCUCGACUCUUCACCAUGACUAUAUACCCUGUGUUUUGAACCCCACAAUCUGCCACCCAGCUAAAUCCCGCCAAUCAUCAAAUUAUUGCGGUUAAGACUGCGUAUAGUUAAAGGACAUCUUCUCGGUCUUGUGCUGGACCGAGAUGGUCUAGAGGAGUUUACCCUCUCUGUAUUUUUGAAAGAGGGGAGCGCACUUUGUGUAUAUAUAUAAGGUAUGCCUGUGUAGGUAGGUAUCUACGUCGAUGAUAAUCCAUAGAUCUACUGCGUAGUUAAGGUUGACGAUCUCCCGCGCCUGCAUUAGAGCCUUUUUGUUACUAGGUUUUGGUGCACAGCCGUAGAUAAACACCAUGCUGUUACAUCUCCUUUCCUUUUCUGUGUUGACUUUUGCUUCCUCAGUAUUUGCCGCAUUUGGCUUCACCCAGUCCGGCGGCAACUAUGUCAUCGACGCCGGCUCCAGCAAUGCGUUAGUCUUCACCGUCAAAGGAAGUAGCUGUGAUAUCACCUCGAUCAAAUACCGUGGCACGGAGCUCCAGGAUUCUUCUGGUAGCACCCAGUUGUCGUCUGGCCUUGGUUCGGCAACCGUCAAGGUCGAGUCAGUCACAGCCAGUUCCGUCAAUCAUGUCAAAGUGACCUGCACAACUUCGACUUUGACUCAUUACAUGGUGGUUAAGGAAGGGGAAAGCAACAUCUAUCUCGCUACCUACAUCAAGGAGGAACCUUCGGUCGGAGAACUGCGCUUCAUUGCACGACUGAAGUCAUCCGUACUUCCCGAAGAGUAUCCCUAUGGCAAGGUGUCGACCACCUCCGGCAGCUCGGCUACCGUAGAGGGUUCUGAUGUCUUCGUCGUUGACGGGGAGACUCGGUCUAAAUUCUAUUCGAGCACCCGGUUCAUCGAUAAAGAUGCGCAGUGCGUAUAUGGAGGUUCCGAUGUCAUUCAUGUAUGUGUCUUGGCGCCGCACCCCGAAUCUUCCUCUGGUGGACCAUUCUUCCGCGAUAUCGAAAGCAACAAUGCUGGCUCCGCCACUAAUCUCUACUGGUACAUGAACAGCGGCCAUGUCCAGACUGAGGCUUGGCGAACCAACGUGCUUCACGGACCUUACAUCUUGACCUUCUCACGAUCAGGCGUGCCCAAGCUACGCGACGCCGACACGUCCUUCUUCUCGGGGUUGAGCAUCACCGGUUACGUGGCCGAGUCUGGACGUGGCCACGUCUCCGGUACUGCCUCUGGGAUUUCGAGCAGUUUCCAAAUCGUCGUCCAUUGGUAUAACGCACAGGCUCAAUACUGGACCACCGCAUCGUCCAACGGUGCUUUUACGUCACCCGCGAUGAAGCCUGGCACCUAUACCAUGGUUCUAUAUCAAGGCGAGUAUAAGGUCGCUACUGCGACUGGAAUUUCCGUCAGCGCCGGCAAGACAACAUCCAAGGACAUUGCUAGUACCGAAAGGUCGCGAAACUCGUUAUGGAAAAUUGGAGAAUACGACGGCCAGCCCACCGGGUUUCUUAACGCGGACAAGUUCCUCCGAAUGCACCCCUCCGACUCUCGCAUGGCCGCCUGGAAUCCUGUCACCUACACCGUCGGUUCUUCGUCCUUAGGCCAGUUCCCCAUGGCUCUAUUCCAGACGGUCAACAACCCAGUGACUAUCAAGUUUACUCUGGCUUCCGCCCCCGGCGCUGCUACCCUCCGAAUUGCAACCACCCUGUCGUUCAGCGGAGCCCGCCCACAAGCCAAGGUUAACUCCUGGACCGCAACAGCCCCUUCCGCUCCUACUAAAAUCGAUAGUCGUGGUGUGACUCGUGGGGCAUACCGUGGCUAUGGUGAAGUCUACGACGUGAGCAUCCCUUCCGGGACUCUCGUGGCCGGUGCGAAUACCAUCACGAUCACAUCUAUAUCAGGAAGCGGCGGCACCACUUUCUUAAACCCAAAUUUCAUUUUCGAUGCAGUUGAGCUCUUCACAUGAUACUAGCUUUCCAGGGGUAUAUGUAACUAAUUCCUUAAAGAACUUGUUUAUUAUAGUAUUAUUUGUCUGGAGACAUUAAGAGCGUACCUAGACGUACGCUCCACGUUUCCGCCCCCCUUACGUACCUAUGUAGUUCUUUACUGUAUAGGUACUGCCAAUGUUCAUACUAUCAUGUGGGCCAGAUUGAUUGAAAUAAUCAGAUACAGGUAGUCGUCCGUGUUGUAUACCUACAUAGGUAUGGUUGUUACCCUCUUAGUUAUCUAGGUGAGUACCUAAUAGGCAGCUUCUUGAAGAAUAUACCUAUAGGAAGGACUGAGUUAGGAUGAAUUGCAUAAGAGGCAGGCCUAUAUAGACAGA
Molecule: messenger RNA, 2595 nt
Organism: Annulohypoxylon truncatum
Lineage: Eukaryota; Fungi; Ascomycota; Sordariomycetes; Xylariales; Hypoxylaceae
Product: polysaccharide lyase family 4 protein
Exons: 4
Coding region: 628-2238 (536 amino acids)
Biological process (GO): pectin catabolic process
Molecular function (GO): carbon-oxygen lyase activity, acting on polysaccharides; carbohydrate binding
Source: RefSeq, a predicted model, not a curated record